UCUCAGAAAUUUCACGAAAAUGGGCUCAACGGCACAGACACAGUCAACUCCAGUGCAAGUCACGGACGACGAAACUGCUCUCUUUGCCAUACAGUUAGCCAGUGCCUCUGUUCUCCCUAUGGCUUUAAAAUCAGCUAUAGAGCUCGAUCUUCUAGAGAUCAUGGCCAGGAACUGUUCUCCCAUGUCUGCAUCUGAGAUCUCUUCUCAUCUUCCGACCAAAAACCCCGAAGCUCCGGUCAUGCUUGACCGUAUCCUCCGUCUUCUUACGGCUUACUCCGUCCUCACUUGCUCCGUCCGUACACUUCCCGACGGCGCCGACGGGCUUUACGGGCUUGGUCCAGUUUGCAAAUAUUUCACCAAGAACGAAGAUGGUGUCUCGAUAGCUGCUCUUUGUCUCCUGAAUCAUGACAAGGUCUUCAUGGGAAGCUGUGGAUAUGCCAUGACUGGAGUGACGAACACUGUUUAAAAUUCUUAAAGAAUUGUUACGAGGCGCUUCCAGAGAAUGGAAAAGCGAUCUUGGCAGAGUGUAUACUUCCAGAGACACUAGACUCGAGCCUGUCGACCAAACAAGUAGUCAAUGUCGAUUGCAUUAUGUUGGCUCUCAAUCCUGGAGGCAAAGAACGGACCGAGAAAGAGUAUGAGGCAUUAGCCAAAGGAUCAGGCUUCGAAGGCAUCAAAGUUGUUUGCAACGUUUUUGGUGUUUACAUUAUUGAGCUGCUCAAGAAGAUCUGA
Molecule: messenger RNA, 732 nt
Organism: Brassica oleracea var. oleracea
Lineage: Eukaryota; Viridiplantae; Streptophyta; Magnoliopsida; Brassicales; Brassicaceae
Product: flavone 3'-O-methyltransferase 1-like
Biological process (GO): methylation
Molecular function (GO): S-adenosylmethionine-dependent methyltransferase activity; O-methyltransferase activity; protein dimerization activity
Source: RefSeq, a predicted model, not a curated record